UCAGAGCUUUUUCGGUGUGCCCUCCUUCCGCUUUUAUUCGAAAUUCGACAUCAGCUAAUUCAGAAUCACCAUUUUAGUAAAAAUGGCGAAUAUGCAGUGGACAAUUGUUGGAAUCUCACUUGCAUGUAUAAAUUUCGCAGUACAAACAAAUGGCGACUCCGCGACCACGGAUGCCGACGUCACACGAGUAACAAUUAAGAGCGGCGAUAAAUACAUCGCAGAGUGCAUGCAUCCACCAUCACAAGGCAGUCGUCGGCGCCGAUCCAGUGAGACGACCCCGAGUAAACCACGGAUGACAUAUGGCAUCGACUUUCUAGAAGCGAAAUUCAUCGGCACCGGCAAUGCCACCUGCCGGGAGUCAUCCAUUAAGAACUUUUUGCGCACCAAAUUCUGUACUGGAUCGCGACAGCAGGGCUGUCCGAUCACUGCCCCUGAUCCCUUGAAGGAGUGUGGAAACCGGCCGCUGUCGCUGGUCUACAAGUGCGGUAUGAUAGAAUGGAUCAAAGGAAACAACCACCGAGGCACACUUGUCGGAAUGGACGUUAUACUUGACUAGCGCAGAAAGAUGCUUUAUUGUGAAUACGAAAAAUAGAAGUGUGGUGUGGCGCGAGAACUAAACUUCCGUACGAGUAUGAGAUUACAUGAGCGAGAGUGAGACACCGUAAUAAUGUAGAUGAUUAACGGUUUCAGUUAACUUGUGCCCAAAAGCUUGAAGUUCUGCCCUGUCAAAAACUAAUAGCAACAAAAACGUA
Paramacrobiotus metropolitanus is the source of this 752-nucleotide messenger RNA. RefSeq lists its product as uncharacterized. The record is from RefSeq and is a predicted model, not a curated record. The coding region runs from base 83 to 556 and encodes 157 amino acids. NCBI's taxonomy places the organism in Eukaryota, Metazoa, Tardigrada, Eutardigrada, Parachela, Macrobiotidae. The transcript is spliced from 3 exons.